AUGCAGCGGAGAUGGUCUUCAGUCCUGAUGUUUCUGUUCUCAUGCCACACCGCAUGUUCCUGGAAUGUGUCCCUAAAAUGCCAGCAGGACACAAAAGUGUUUCUGAAGGAGUUGAAAAAGGAGACACCCAGCAAAUAUGCAGUACUGAUGUAUGAUGCGUUUGGUAAGAUGGGCAGUGAUGUGGAGGGAGGGAAUGUGAACCGUCCGGGAUCUCUCAGAGAGUGUUUGUCUGUGGAGGGUCCGAACUUCAGGGGUCGGUACUGUCAGGUGUUCCUCCAUCAGGACUGGCUGGAGUAUUUUGUGGGUAUUUGUGUGCCGGAUUCCUGUGAGGAUUCUGAGGUUCAGACACUUGUGAUUUAUGAUGCGUUUGAGCAGGGACGAAUCUCUCUUCUUCCUCCUGUGCCUUCAGUUUUACUGUCUAAUUCCACAUUAAGCAUCUUAAUGACUCAGUGCAUUAGUGAUUUGACCCAUUCUGAUCCUUCUGCUGUGGUCUGUUUGUUUGUGUGUGCUGUGUUGUUGACUCUUCCUCUCGUAUCUUCCAUUUGUUUGGCUUUAAUGAAAAUGAAAAGACAAAGAGAAAUUAAAACAGAGGCCCUCACCUCAAACACCAACAAAUACGGAGCCAUCUUGGCUAAUGGCUCAGCCAAUCAUAAUAAAGAAUAUGGUGCCACCCUGGAAAACACAGAGACGAGGGAUCAAAAUGUGGAAAAUAAGCGACAGGGCAUCGCUAAGACUCUCUUGUUGUGUCUGCAGACUCUGUCUGUACAGAAGAGCAGUGAGGGGAUUCUGACCACAGAAGGUUCUAGAAACGGUUAUUCCUCUCUAAACGGCAUCCGUAUCCUCAGUUUGUUCUGGAUCAUCUCAGGACACACCAUGCAGCUCAGUGCCUGGAGCAAUCUGGAUAAUGACAGGCGAUGGAAAGAGAUGGUAGAGAACAACCCUCUGUAUGUGCUGGCCUUCAGUGGGCCGGUGUACCUGGCUGUGGACUCUUUUCUGUUGCUGGGUGGUCUCCUGAGCGCUAAAUCCCUGCUGAACUCCAUUCAGAGAUCAGAAAACACUCUCAGCUCCAGACUGGUGGCUCAUUUCCUCUUCAAGAGAUACAAAAGGAUUCAACCUCUCCAUCUCUUCAUCGUGUGCUUGACCAUUGGAUUGUUCUCUGUCGUCCAGAGAGGAGUCUUCUGGUUUAUAGCUGAGGAUGCAAUCUUCAACUGUAAGAAAUACUGGUGGUCGAACCUGCUGCUUAUCAACAACCUCUUCACUAUAACAGACAUUUGUGCACCCUGGACGUGGUAUCUGUCUUUAGACUUUCAAUUCUAUGCAACGACGCCUCUUCUGAUUUUACUCUAUAGAGUGAACAAAAGUGCACUUAUCGUUGUUUCAAUGGUACUCCUGAUGAUUUCCAGUACCACCGGGGCCCUUAUUACCAGUUUUCUGGGUCUACCCGUCCACCAGCCCACAACACUAGAAUAUAAGACAUACUUUCAGUAUUAUUACAACAAGCCCUACACAAGAUAUGGGCCGUAUUUACUGGGUAUUCUUGCUGGAAUUUACAUGACAACCAAGAAAGAGGCGCUUAUAAAAAAGAAGUGGCAGGCUGUCAUAGGUUGGUUGUUCUCCCUGUCAAUCAUGGCUCUGUUAGUUGGAUUGGCUUACGUGCUGCGAGACGUCCCGCCCCACCCGUCCCUUCCUCAUGCUGUUUAUCAGGGGUCACAUCGCACACUGUGGGCUGUGGCUCUGAUCUGGAUCAUCUUGGCCUGUGAGGAAGGAUAUGGAGGGUUUGUGGAUAAAAUUCUGUCUCUAGGAUUGUGGGCUCCUCUGUCUAACAUCAGCUUUGCCUGUUACCUGAUACAUCCCAUCUUUAUUAUACUGUACAAUGGCAAACAGGAGACAGCAAUGCACUACACGGACCUCAACUUUUUUUACCUGUUUCUGGGUCACCUGCUCUUGACACUUUUUGUUGGUUUUGUGUUAACUGUUGUAAUUGAAAAGCCCUAUCUUUUCCUGAUGAAAUCAAAAUGAUUAGACCUGCGUAAAGGACUGAAGGUAGAAUUAAACAUAUAUAUAUUUAUCUCGGGCACAUUUAAUCAUAUUCAGGAUGAAAAAUGUAGAACACUGUUUGUUAAUUUGUCUUGAUGUAAAGGUAUGUAGUUCAAGUUGUAUAAAAAAUACCAUAAAACAAUGUUAGUACAUUUCAAAUCCUGUGAUCUUAUAUGACCUGUGUCACUGUCAUGUAGUAAAAGCGCGAUGAUGUCAUAUUUGACAAUCCCUUGACCACUGCCAAAACAAUGACCAAACGUCACUACAUGACCAUGUCUCAAUAACAAAUGAAUUAUUGAAGUGAAGGGAAUAAUUAAUAACUCAAUGCGAAAGCUGUGAAUGAAUCAUGCUUAAAGAGAAGACUUUUCUAUCUAUAAGUUUGGGGGUGUGUGGUUAGGUGAGGCAAACCACAAAACACAUCUGCAUCACAUCAGUGCAAUCAACGUCAAGAGGACUAUAAACUGUAAGAACGCAAUCACAUAACUUACAGCAAUUGAGUCAUUUUAAGUUCAUAAAACUAAUUUUUAUAGUUAUUAUACUAUUAUUUAUAAUACUCUUAAUGAUGUACUUCG
This is a messenger RNA of Triplophysa dalaica, 2609 nucleotides long. It is a transcript of the gene oacyl, whose product is annotated as O-acyltransferase like. Bases 1 to 2019 code for a protein of 672 amino acids. Lineage: Eukaryota; Metazoa; Chordata; Actinopteri; Cypriniformes; Nemacheilidae. Gene Ontology annotation, molecular function: acyltransferase activity, transferring groups other than amino-acyl groups. The record is from RefSeq and is a predicted model, not a curated record. The transcript has 15 exons.